GAAGAUCGAGAUGACAGUUUGACUGAUAUGAUAAGCUGGAGCGGCGAGCUGGUAUUCCUGCACAUAUCUUGGCUCGGAGAUGCUACUGAUUUUGAGUCGAGCGAGGUAUGGUCGCCUUUUAGCUACUGAAGUGGCAGCGGGGUUGACAUCAAAAAAAGUCGAUGCAUAUCCACACUCUAGAUUUUUACACACAUCCCCGCCGCUGAGCACUUUCUGGGAACGGGAUAAGAAAAGUGGCUACAAAACUGAACUCCCGCUUCCAUCGAAAAAGCAGCUGAUUUUGGAUGGCUUUAAGGAACUGAAAAGCGAAAUAGCCUUGUGGAGGGAAGAAAUGAAAGAGAAACUAGCAACGGAUCCACUCUUACUUUACCGUCCCGGUGAGGUGGACGUUGCGUUUUCAUUUAAAAAUGACAAAGACUUGGAAAAAUGGACGACAACUACUGACAAAGAUCACAAUGAGGGCUUUAGUGAAGCAACUCUGGAAAUAAGCCCUGCGGGUCAUGGGCUAUUUCAUGGUCACGUAGAUUCCCGCUUGCUGAAAGAUGGUAAAAUAAAGAAAAGUGGCUAUGCUAAUAUUCGAACAAAACGAGUCCGGAAAUCAUUCAAACGUGAAACAACAUAUGACUGGGAGCCAUAUAAUAGUUUGGUAUUACGAGUGCGGGGCGAUGGCCGAUCUUAUUUACUAAAUAUUCACUGUGAAGGUUAUUUCGAUCUUCUUUGGAACGACGUUUAUCAUUACGUAUUGUAUACUAGGGGCGGCCCUCAUUGGCAAGUGGCGAAAAUACCAUUUUCGAAAUUCUUCUUUGCUUCGAAGGGGCGGGUGCAGGACCGCCAAACCCCAAUUAAAUUAAAUCGAGUUACACAUUUUGGUAUUUCAGUUGGUGCCAGGGGUGGACAUGAUGGUCCCUUCAGUUUAGAGGUUGAUUAUAUUGGCUUAGAAUUUGAUCCGAAGCACCGAGAAGAGUUUGCCUAUGAAAUGUAUCAAAUGCCAAAAUACAUGGUUGCGACAUAAUGUAAACAUGUGAAAAUAGUUGAAUUGUUUUUGUUAUUAAUAAAGAUACGAUCAUCAAUGUUCAUUUUCACAACAAA
Molecule: messenger RNA, 1089 nt
Organism: Hermetia illucens (black soldier fly)
Lineage: Eukaryota; Metazoa; Arthropoda; Insecta; Diptera; Stratiomyidae
Gene: CIA30
Product: complex I intermediate-associated protein 30, mitochondrial
Exons: 4
Coding region: 80-1012 (310 amino acids)
Biological process (GO): mitochondrial electron transport, NADH to ubiquinone; mitochondrial respiratory chain complex I assembly
Cellular component (GO): mitochondrion
Source: RefSeq, a predicted model, not a curated record